Racocetra persica is the source of this 274-nucleotide messenger RNA. NCBI's taxonomy places the organism in Eukaryota, Fungi, Glomeromycota, Glomeromycetes, Diversisporales, Gigasporaceae. The record is from the annotation of a GenBank genome assembly.
AGCAUAUGUUUUUUCAAGUAAAGAUAAUAUUACCUGGGUUUGUAAAUCAAUGAUUGAGCUGAAAUAUUCUGGACAAGCCUAUAUUACUCUUAAGGGCAAAUUGAUUCUAUUUAAUGAUACGAUUUAUGAGAUCACCAUGUGGGACAUUGAAGAAUUAUCGAUUAAAACUCGUAUUUUAAUAGAUUGGUAUUUUGUACCUAUAUUAAUUGAAAUUAGCGUUGAUGAAGAAUUAUUAGUAAUAUGCGCAAGAAAUGAGGAAACUAAUGAAACAUGU